AAAAUCACAAAUAGUGUGUGACCAGACUAAGCUAAGCCAAAAUAAUAUGAAUUAUCGAAAGAUGGUAACAGCAAGCAAAGUUGCAGUAGUUUGAGAAGGGACAGAAAAUGACAAAUACUGGAACACAGACUGCAUAUCAGUAUCCUACUUAUGUGAUACUUGGCUCAGGCGGUCAUACUGCCGAAAUGUGCAAAAUUAACCGGGCACUGAUGCGGCAGCAGUCACAACAGGCGCAGAAAUAUCAGCCGGUGCGCUAUAUAGUGGCCAAUAGCGAUACAACAUCGCAGAGCAUACUAAAGGCAGCUCUGCCUGACACCAGCAGCCAGGAUUUCAUAAAUGUGCCACGCAGUCGCAGCGUCGGUCAAAGCUGGCUAACCAGCAUAUUUACCACGCUAUGGGCGCUACUCUGGAGUUGCUGGCUAGUUUGGCGCGAUAAGCCGAAGUUGGUGCUCUGCAAUGGACCCGGCACAUGUGUGCCCUACUGCUAUGCAGCAUAUUUAUGGCGUCUGCUGGGCCGCCUGCCCGCCCACAGCAAGAUUGUGUUUGUGGAGAGCUAUUGUCGCGUCGAGACGCUCUCCCUAAGCGGACGUCUGCUGCUGCCUCUGGCCGAUAUGUUUGUGGUGCACUGGCCACAGCUCGCUGCGCGCUAUGCGGACAAACAGAAUUUGCGCUAUUUUGGAAAAAUCAUGUGAAGCAAUCGAAAUUGUUUAUUUACAUAAUAU
Molecule: messenger RNA, 722 nt
Organism: Drosophila busckii
Lineage: Eukaryota; Metazoa; Arthropoda; Insecta; Diptera; Drosophilidae
Gene: Alg14
Product: UDP-N-acetylglucosamine transferase subunit ALG14 homolog
Exons: 2
Coding region: 108-692 (194 amino acids)
Biological process (GO): dolichol-linked oligosaccharide biosynthetic process
Cellular component (GO): UDP-N-acetylglucosamine transferase complex
Source: RefSeq, a predicted model, not a curated record